Humulus lupulus (European hop) is the source of this 1412-nucleotide messenger RNA. RefSeq names its product cysteine synthase-like. The record is from RefSeq and is a predicted model, not a curated record. Gene Ontology annotation, molecular function: cysteine synthase activity. NCBI's taxonomy places the organism in Eukaryota, Viridiplantae, Streptophyta, Magnoliopsida, Rosales, Cannabaceae. The transcript has 11 exons. Gene Ontology annotation, cellular component: cytoplasm. The coding region runs from base 297 to 1130 and encodes 277 amino acids.
GCCCCGUUGUGAGUGCAAACAAGGAGCCGGGGUCAACACAAACAUAAUUUAUUAUUAAGCUGCAACUUUAGUCAAAACAAAAUAAAAUAUGUAUAUAAAUAAAGAGAAAAACUAUGAAACCAACACUCGGCUGUUAUUUAACCCAUUGUCUCAUUAUCUUUUUUCUUCUUUGUUGAAUCUGAGUUACUUUACUUCAGAUCAGAUUUGCCAGACUUGGACAGUUUCCACAACUGAUUCUAGCCUUUGGAGCUUAGAGAGGGAGAAAACAAUUCUGUAGUUCUUUGAAAUAGAAUAAGAUGGAGGGCAAGUUCACAAUCAAGAAAGACGUUACUGAAUUAAUUGGCAAUACGCCAAUGGUUUAUCUCAACAACGUGGUUGAUGGCUGUGUAGCCCGCAUUGCUGCCAAGCUAGAAAUGAUGGAACCUUGCUCUAGUGUCAAAGACAGGAUAGCAUACAGUAUGAUUCAAGAUGCAGAGGAAAAGGGUCUAAUUACACCAGGAAAGACUGUCCUAGUGGAGCCUACUAGUGGCAACACCGGCAUUGGAUUGGCAUUCGUCGCAGCAGUCAAAGGUUACAAGGUUAAAUUAGUUAUGCCAAUUAUAAGCAGUAUCGAAAGAAGAAUUGUGAUCCGAGCUUUUGGAGCUGAGGUGUACAUCGGAAACCCUGAAAAGGGGAUUCAAGGGGUUUUUGAUAAGGCCUUUGAGCUAGUAAAUGAAACUCCUAACAGCUACAUGCUUCAUCAAUUUGAAAAUCCUGCCAAUCCAAAGAUACAUUAUGAGACCACUGGCCCUGAAAUAUGGAGAGAUUCUGAAGGGAAAGUUGAUGCCUUGGUUGCAGGGAUAGGGACUGGAGGUACAAUAGCAGGAGCAGGGCAGUUUCUUAAGGAACAGAACCCAAAUAUCAAGGUUUAUGGGGUAGAACCAGCUGAAAGUGCAAUCUUGAAUGGUGGACCAUCAGGGAAGCAUGCUAUCCAAGGACUUGGAGUUGGUUUUGUCCCAGAAGUUCUGGAUGUUAAGCUACUUGAUGAAGUUAUUCCAGUAUCGGGCCAGGAAGCCAUGGACAUGGCCAAAUUGCUUGCCUUAAAAGAAGGUAGGAAUUUCAUCUGGUGCUGCAGCUGUUGCAGCCAUUAAGAUUGCAAAGAGGCCUGAAAAUGCUGGAAAACUUAUCGCUGUUAUAUUCCCCAGCUUCGGAGAACGUUACCUUUCUACUGAACUAUUUGACUCCAUCAGGCACGAGGCAGAGAACAUGACUUUUGACUAAAACAUUAGUUCACUUAGUUUGAUCUGCGACCAAUCAUAAAUGUUCCCUUUAUCGUAAUGUUAUGUAUUGGAUUUAGUCAAAGUUCACUUAGUUUGAACUGCGACCAGAUUUUCAACAAUAAAUUCUUAUCAUAAAUGUUCCCUUUAUCGUAA